Echinostoma caproni is the source of this 717-nucleotide messenger RNA. NCBI's taxonomy places the organism in Eukaryota, Metazoa, Platyhelminthes, Trematoda, Plagiorchiida, Echinostomatidae. The record is from the annotation of a GenBank genome assembly.
AUGUCCAGGCUACGAGCGCCAGAUGCAACCCAAACAUGGGUAGUUUCACCGGUAGACCUUCAUGCCAAACUUGGUCGAAGAUAUCGGAAAUCUCAAGCGGGACCAAAUGUGUUUCUCCGUGGCUAUCGAGUGAAGCUGACCAGGAUUGUGAGACAAAGCCAACAGGUCACCGGUGGGGUGACGCUAUCGGAAGCCAUACUGGCUGCAGCUCAGGAGUUCUUGAAGUUGCACUCAAUGACUGACGACCAAUUCAAAUGCCUGAUAUUUGUGUGCGCACUUCAGUCGCCCCGCGACACAGAAAACCGCACUCGCUUACUCAAUCGCAUCGAACAAGACCGAAACAUCAAUUUGCGGACAUUAAAAGACGAAUUCCAACGACUCGAGAACUUGAAGCAAGACUCAGCCAUCGUUGAGCAAUGCGGCGUGGCUCCAUCCUCAUCCAGUGUCCAUGCUGUUACAAAGCCACGGUCCAUGUCUACCCGAAAGCAGCAAGAAGCCGCUACCAGGAGACCCCUACAGUAUGUUGAAAAUGCAUUGUGCUCGCUAUUGUCCCUUCAAGAAACACUUGUCUCAAAAGUGCCACGAAGAAGACCACUGGUACACCAAACACCCCCUUACGUCAAAGGGGACUUCACAAACCAAGACGAUUCAGAUCAUCGUCGACCAAGUUUCAACCCAAAAUUCAAUCGAUCCUGUUUGCAGUGGAACCUGAAAUGA